AACCUUCCUAACUUUGUUCAGAUGUCCUAAUGUCAUUACUAAGCAUAUAGCACACAUCAUGGCUAGUCAACAUACCCUCAUUGGAUUAAUCCUAUUUCUAUCGGUGGAUUGGACUUCAUCUGUCAUUCCAGAGAAUGAGAAGCAUCCCAGCUACUGGAACAACAAGGGGAAGCAGGCCCUCCACAAAGCUAUGGAUAUGAAGCCAAACGUCCGUCGGGCUAAGAACACUAUUCUGUUCCUGGGAGAUGGUAUGGGCAUCCCCACAGUGACUGCAGCGAGGAUCCUCAAAGGGCAGAUGAAUGGAGGGAACGGAGAGGAGUUUAGUCUGGCAAUGGACACCUUCCCACACUUAGCCCUGUCUAAGACGUACAACGUGGACCAGCAGAUGCCUGACAGUGCCGGCACAGCCACUGCCUACCUGUGUGGUGUGAAGGCCAACUAUGGAACCCUCGGUCUCAGUGCCUCAGCUCUGCGCUACAACUGCAACAGCACCUUCGGAAACGAGGUGGAAUCUGUCCUUCACCGCGCCAAGAUGGCAGGGAAGUCGGUGGGCAUCGUCUCCACCGCCCGUGUGCAGCAUGCCUCUCCUGGAGCCGCCUACUCCCACACAGCCAACCGAGGUUGGUACGCCGACUCUGACAUGAACACCGCAGACAUCACAGCAGGAUGCCGUGACAUCGCCUACCAGCUGGUCCACAACACUGACAUCAAUGUCAUUCUUGGUGGAGGACGAAAAUAUAUGUUUUCCAAGGAAACACCGGACCCAGAGUAUCCAUCAUACAAAGGAGUCCGUAACGACAAGAUUGACCUCACCGCAGUGUGGCUCAAUAACAAACAGAAUGCAAAGUAUGUGUGGAACAAAGAUGAAUUUGACAAAGUGAAUCCGGAAAAAACAGACUACCUGAUGGGUCUGUUUGAGCCAAGUGACUGCCGCUAUGAGCUAGAGCGUGACCAUACCUUGGACCCUUCCCUCACUGAGAUGGUGGACAAAGCCAUCAAGAUCCUCCGCAGGAACCCCAAAGGAUACUACCUCUUUGUGGAAGGGGGGAGAAUUGAUCACGGUCACCAUGGCAGCGGGGCCAAAUUUGCCCUGACGGAGGCGGUGGAGUUUGACAAUGCCAUCGAGCGGGCGGCAGAACUGACCAGUGAGCUGGACACUCUGUCUGUGGUCACUGCUGACCACUCCCACGUCUUCUCCUUUGGAGGGCACUCCAACAGAGGGAACCCCGUCUUAGGUCUGUCCCGUAACCUGGCUGAAGAUAAAAAGAGCUUUACCACCACACUCUAUGGAAAUGGACCAGGAUACAAGUUAGUCAAUGGAUCUCGUGCAGAUGUCAACACAACGGAAGCAGAUCACAAAGAUUACAAGCAGCAGUCAGCCGUACCUCUGGACUCUGAGACCCACGGCUCAGAGGACGUGGCCAUCUUUGCCAAGGGCCCCAUGGCUCACCUCUUUCACGGGGUCCAGGAGCAGAGCUACAUCGCCCACGUCAUGGCCUACGCAGCAUGCAUUGAGCCCUACACAGACUGCUUCAUCCCAGACCUAGAGCCAGAGCCUGACCACACAGGAGCCACCAACCCCAGCCUCAUAGUGCUGCUGAUGGGCCUCAUACCUGCCCUCAUCUCCCUCUUCGCUGUCUGAUGGGCCUCAUACCUGCACUCUUCUCCCUCUGAUGGGCCUCAUACCUGCCCUCCUCUCCAUUAUAUCUGUCUGAUUUUGGAAACAUUUAGAGACCCAGCUAUGAUUAAUCUACUGAGAUUUAUCCGAUAUUCCACCACACAGACAUUUUACAUUUGAGUCAUUUAGCAGAUUUUCUUACAGUAGUGAGUACAUCCAUCUUUGUAUUGGUCCCCCCCAUGGGGAAAUCGAACCCACAAACCUGCCGUUGCAAGCAUCACUCUCUACCAACUGACCUACACGGGACCAAUAGCAACACUCGGAUAGCUCUUCUGUCCUGCAAUAUUAAUAUACCUUAUUUGUUUGCAUUGCUAAUGUUCAAUCAAGAUACGGGUAAUCAUGUUCAACCCAUGUUUGUUUGUUAUUAAGGAAAGGGGUAUGGAUAGUAAUGUUUGUUAUUUAGGAAAGGGGUAUGGAUAGUAAUGUUUGUUAUUUAGGAAAGGGGUAUGGAUAGUAAUGUUUGUUAUUUAGGAAAGGGGUAUGGAAAGUAAUGUUUGUUAUUUAGGAAAGGGGUAUGGAUAGUAAUGUUUGUUAUUUAGGAAAGGGGUAUGGAAAGUAAUGUUUGUUAUUUAGGAAAGGGGUAUGGAUAGUAAUGUUUGUUAUUUAGGAAAGGGGUAUGGAUAGUAAUGUUUGUUAUUUAGGAAAGGGGUAUGGAUAGUAAUGUUUGUUAUUUAGGAAAGGGGUAUGGAUAGUAAUGUUUGUUAUUUAGGAAAGGGGUAUGGAUAGUAAUGUUUGUUAUUUAGGAAAGGGGUAUGGAAAGUAAUGUUUGUUAUUUAGGAAAGGGGUAUGGAUAGUAAUGUUUGUUAUUUAGGAAAGGGGUAUGGAAAGUAAUGUUUGUUAUUUAGGAAAGGGGUAUGGAUAGUAAUGUUUGUUAUUUAGGAAAGGGGUAUGGAAAGUAAUGGCGUUGUGUAAACUGAGCUGAUCUACAGUAUACUCUCCAUUGACACUCCAUAAAAACUUAUCCAAAUGUA
Messenger RNA from Oncorhynchus tshawytscha (Chinook salmon), 2649 nucleotides. RefSeq names its product alkaline phosphatase, intestinal, tandem duplicate 2 (gene alpi.2). Gene Ontology annotation, cellular component: plasma membrane. The record is from RefSeq and is a predicted model, not a curated record. Gene Ontology annotation, molecular function: alkaline phosphatase activity. Lineage: Eukaryota; Metazoa; Chordata; Actinopteri; Salmoniformes; Salmonidae. The coding region runs from base 59 to 1642 and encodes 527 amino acids. Gene Ontology annotation, biological process: dephosphorylation. The transcript is spliced from 11 exons.